Messenger RNA from Coniophora puteana RWD-64-598 SS2, 1098 nucleotides. RefSeq lists its product as uncharacterized. The transcript is spliced from 4 exons. Lineage: Eukaryota; Fungi; Basidiomycota; Agaricomycetes; Boletales; Coniophoraceae. The coding region runs from base 1 to 1098 and encodes 365 amino acids. The record is from RefSeq and is a predicted model, not a curated record.
AUGGGCAAAGUGACGACCUUCUGCAUAAUCUCUGGCCGCACACCUGAGAUGGCUGGAAACCUCCGCAAUCUGUUCAAGUAUAUGUACUUCCGAAAUAGUGAUGCUCCAAAGCCUGGUGAGCUUGUCCUGCAGGCGCUUAACGAGCUCGCGGAUGCGGAGGGGUUGGGUGUUGGAGAUGAGGAUGUCACCCUUAUCGGCCUCCCGCGCGAAGAUGCGCUCCACAUCCCGAAGCACCAGAUCCACGUCGUGCCGCACUGCUCGAUGAGCGAACAGUAUCUCUGGGACCUGGGCUUCGCCAACGGCCCCAAGUGCCGCGCUCAGAACGGGGAGGAAGUCACACCCAACUUCCUUGUUUCCUUCGGCCCUAUUAUUAUGGUGCAGACCUCUGGUCUCCCGAUUCUGCACCUUGCGACGUGCGGACGCGUCUCGCCUCUCCGCCUGUGGACCCUCGCGAUGCAUCUAGGGUGGUCAAAGCCACAUAAUGACUAUGGGCUGCCGGGGGUGGACUAUGGCGAGGUGGGUAUACAUAGAGAGCAAGACCCGCCACCAAUACCGUACAUGGAGGAGCAUGAAGUGGUUGCGCUUGAGGAGCUUGGUAACGUCGAGGCAAUUCAGGAGACAGUUGCGCAACUAGGAGGGUUUUGGGUGUGGAUGAGACCCGAUAGAUUCCCUUUGGAUGCUCCCUCUGUACAUGAUUCGACACCUCACUCUGGAGGACAUUCAUCACCCUCACUUCUCUCCGGGCGCCAAGCUGUUAAGAAGCUCCCCUUCGAGCUCUUCUGUAUGAUCGCUCUCGAAGGCCCACUACCAUCCAUGAUCUCACUCGCAGCAACGUCGCGUUUCAUGCAUUCUAUCUUACUCGGGUCGACGGCUGACCGGAACACGCUUGCUGCAGCAUGGCUUCAGACACGCGCACCGUGGUACAUUCCCUCCACACCGGAUGUCGAAGGCGCCCAACUGGAGAUGCACAAGCUUCACGAGGGGGGCGCUUGGGAAUACCUACGGCGAUGUCAUCUUAGCGCGUCUAUGCGGAAUCGGAGGCGUAUUUGGCAGGUUGCAGAGCGGAUCGAGCGGCUUGCAGACGCAUAUCAGAUUUAG